Messenger RNA from Neurospora tetraspora, 465 nucleotides. RefSeq lists its product as uncharacterized. The annotation marks the transcript as partial. The transcript has a single exon. Lineage: Eukaryota; Fungi; Ascomycota; Sordariomycetes; Sordariales; Sordariaceae. The record is from RefSeq and is a predicted model, not a curated record.
AAAAAGUGUUGGGUUAAAGAGUGUUCGUUUGCAGGAUCAAAGGGUGACGUGAACCUCCAUCUGAAAGAUGUGCACAAGUUCGUCGAGUGCACCGAGGCUGCUUGCGAGUAUGUGGGACCCAACAAGGAUGCGAUUUAUAGUCAUGGGAGACACUUUCACACGGGAAAAAUGAAGUGCACUUUCGCUGGUUGCGAUUGGGAGGGAACAACAGGUUAUUUUACUGAUUAUCAUAAAGACCAACAUGGUCCGAUAUACAAGUGCCCAGAACGCAAUUGCCCCUUCAAGCAGAGCCCAACACUCCUAGCUAUCCAUGUACGAUAUAAACACAGGAGGGCCGAUUUCACGGUGGAAUUGGCGAGGAAGUGCGGGGUAGUUGAGCAAGCGAACAAUGAUGGAGAGUCGGAAAGGGGUAUCUCUGAUGAUGCAGACGAUGCGCACGCCGCGGACGAUGACAUGGAUUCGGGU